AUGGAGAACAGCAGCAAGUUCGACAGCCCCACAAACAUCUCCCUGGCCAGCAGUGACACUGUCUUCGACGUGAUCGAAUACAAAGCCAUCUCGGUCUUCCUGGUGCUGGUGAUCUGCGGGGUGGGGAUUGUGGGCAACAUCAUGGUGGUGCUGGUGGUCCUCACCACCCGGGAGAUGAAGACGCCCACCAACUGCUACCUGGUUAGCCUGGCAGUGGCCGAUCUGAUGGUCCUGGUGGCUGCUGGCUUGCCCAACAUCUCGGACAGCCUGGCGGGGAUGUGGAUCUAUGGGCACGCUGGCUGCCUUGGGAUAACCUACUUCCAGUAUCUGGGCAUCAACGUCUCCUCCUGCUCCAUCACGGCCUUCACCGUGGAGAGGUACAUCGCCAUUUGCCACCCAAUGCGCGCCCACACCAUGUGCACGGUAUCCCGGGCCAAGCGCAUCAUUGCCUUCGUUUGGAUCUGCACCUCCAUCUACUGCAUGCUCUGGUUCUUCCUGGUCGACAUCAAUGUCAACAAGAGUCAGCACCUGGAGUGUGGCUACAAAGUGUCCCGCAACCUCUAUCUGCCCAUCUACCUGCUCGACUUUGCCCUCUUCUUUGUCACCCCCUUGUUUGUGGCCACCAUGCUGUACGGGCUGAUCGGGAGAAUCCUCUUCGCCAGCCCCAUCCCCGACCAAGCUGAGGCCACCGCUGAGCCCUGGAGAGAGAGGAGCGGGAAGGAGAAGAACGGAGUGGACACACGGGAGAGCAAGCCCAGCAGCCGCUCCAGGACCAGAGGGGCUCUGUCCUCCCGGAAGCAGGUCACCAAGAUGCUGGCGGUGGUGGUUAUCCUUUUCGCCCUGCUCUGGAUGCCCUACCGGACGCUGGUGCUGGUGAACUCCUUCAUGGACAACCCCUUCCUGAACCCAUGGUUCGUCCUCUUCUGCCGGCUCUGCGUCUACGCCAACAGCGCCAUCAACCCUGUCAUCUACAACCUCAUGUCCCAGAAGUUCCGGGCCGCCUUCAAGCGGCUGUGCAAGUGCGGGGGGGAGCUGCCGCCCCGCAGCCUGUACAUGGCCACGGCCAGCUACAGCCUGGCGAGGGAGCCCCUGCCGUCCACCUCCCAGCCCCUGGACCACAAGGAAGGUAAACAGCCCCCGGCGGCGAGUGACAUGGCUCUCCCCAAGCGACAGCAGCCACCACCACAGAGCAAGGGAGACAACGGGGACGAGCUGUACUUCAGUGUGGUGUAG
This is a messenger RNA of Emys orbicularis (European pond turtle), 1233 nucleotides long. Its product is annotated as thyrotropin-releasing hormone receptor-like. Gene Ontology annotation, biological process: phospholipase C-activating G protein-coupled receptor signaling pathway. The transcript has 3 exons. Bases 1 to 1233 code for a protein of 410 amino acids. Gene Ontology annotation, cellular component: membrane. The record is from RefSeq and is a predicted model, not a curated record. Lineage: Eukaryota; Metazoa; Chordata; Testudines; Emydidae. Gene Ontology annotation, molecular function: thyrotropin-releasing hormone receptor activity.